AUGCAGCGCACUCCUCGACCUCAUAUCGAUACCCAAGCUCGGCCACCCCAGCGCCAGCCAUCCUCUCCUGAGUGGUCAGGGUCGAUUCAAGUCACACCACCUCCCUACACUGAGGAUGAUGAUGAUCUCGAUCCAAGCCAAACACCGCGACCCAGAACCCAUUCGCUGAAUUCCCAGAAUGCGCCUCUCCGUGCUGUCAGCGCCUCUGUAGCCACUAUGCAUAUGCCAUUCCCAGAGCCUCAGAUUUACCGGUCCAUAUCUGCGUCGGCCUCAAAUCAAUCUCUCGGUCACCGCUACACUCGGAGUGAUCAGGGUCAAUCGCCUCUUCGUCUUCAACGGGACCCCAGUAUGACUAGCGUAAUGACCACAACAUCCGCGUACUACUCAAAUGAAGAUAACGACUUUUAUGCGACAGCAUCGGUGGAUUCUCAUGGGGACUCGGCCGAGGAAACGGAAGAUAUUUCUCGUGGAUUCUCGCAGCUCUCGCUCCAGUCUGAGGAAGGACUUCGAGGAUUCCAAAGCGGAAAGUUGGCGGAAAAGGAUGAAGAGUGGCAUAAACUUGUCCCUCCAGAAACCUUGAAUAUGUUGGGGAAGCGGGAGGUGCAACGGCAAUCGGUCAUCUUCGAGGUUUUCAAAUCUGAGAGGGAAUAUGUUGCUGAUCUAGAGGCCAUUGAACAAGUUUGUAUACGCGCCCUUCGUACCGCUUCGCCACCAAUCAUUCGAGAAUCUCUACUGAACAAAUUCGUGACCGAGGUUUUUGGCAAUCUAGCAGAAAUCACGGCCCACCACCAACGAAUGUUGGCAGCGCUAUUUGCCCGUCAACGUGAGCAGCAUCCGGUUGUCCAAAGCAUUUCCGAUAUACUACUGGACACCGCACUGAAAGAAGAUUUUCGUGCAAGCUACGAGACUUACAUCAAAGCAUACCCUCUUGCUGAGUCUAGGCAUCGGAAGGAGAUCAAGCAAAAUACGGAAUACCAGGCCUUCAUCCAGUCGGUUUCGUCGGACCGUCGCAUCCGAAAACGUGACCUCACCACUUUCCUCUCGCGCCCCGUCACUCGCUUGCCCAGAUUAAACCUUCUGCUAGAGCAGAUACUCAAACUUACGGACGAUGGACAUCCCGACAAGGAGAUUUUACCUAUCAUUCUAGAUAUACUCACCAGCAGCGUUAAGAGCGCCCAGCCUGGAAUCGAAGCAGCCGAAAACAAGGUCAAGUUUUUUGAGUUGAUUCAAAGCCUCGUAUUCCAGCGAGGGGAAUUAAUCGACAUGGAUCUCUAUGCAGAUACCAGGAAUUUGUAUCGUCAAGCUCCUGUUGCGCGUUGGACUCGGGGAGAGGCCGGACUUUCCACUUGGACGAAUCUUUGCGCCGCUCUACUAGAUAAUUAUUUUAUCCUGACUAAUGAAGAAACACGCCCCAAUGGCGUAAUCAAACGAUACCUUGUCUCCAGACCAAUACCACUAUCAUAUCUACGCCUCGGAUCAUUCAAUUCACCUGCUGAGACUCGACGAGAUGGAUUGAAAUCACGACCAGUGUACCCAUUCGUUAUCUACCAUGCAGCCAGCAAAAUGAGGCGUUACACACUUUAUGUGGAAACAGAGGCGGAGCGAACAAAGUGGCAUCAAGUGUUCCAACCAGCUCUUGGACUGCAUCAAGCGAGGCAAGAGGCAAACAUGGCAACAGCAAAGUACUUUGAGCCGCACGUCAUCACAGAUAAUUUCUUCCGAGUACCAACUGUCCGCGUUAAAGCAUCCAAACCUACUGGCAGGGUAACAAGCGCAACUCCAUUCACGACGGGUGGUCGCAAAUUUCUCGCCGUUGGCUGUUUUUCUGGAAUAUUUGCGGGGCACUGGGAAGAAGAAAAAUUCUACAAGGCAUUGCCCUCGUCAAACCCCACCACUCUGUUUGCGCUGGAAACCAUCUCCACGCGGCCUUUCAAUCGAUUUGUCGUCCAACAUGAUUCCACGCUCAUGUCCUACGCGCAAGAUCUUCUUGGACAAGUGGCCCUAGCCAAACUAGAUCCCAAAAAGUUCCAAGCAUCCUGUGAGAAACAUGACAGUAGCAAUGUGUUGUUCUCCAGGGUGAUGAGGGUUGGCAAGCGAGUCCUAAUUGUUUAUGCGUCAAGACGAAUGUUUCAAAGCUCGCUCGACCUUCAUGUCCUCGAAGCUGUUGACCACACUGAAGCAGCAAUAUCACCAAAACGCUCCAAAGGCUCAUCUGCAAGAUAUUUCCGGCCGUUUGGUGAUCCAGGUUUUGUGGCCAAAGAGGCACAUGACAUCACGCCGCUUGUGAAAACUAUCGCCAUCUCGACAAGCGACCGUAUUGUUAUUCUCGACCCUACCAAUCUUACCCGAUCCGCAAUCACAUUCGUGCCAGACUUUGACGAAAGCAACUAUACUGCCGCCGGCGCUGCUAUGGUUGCUCUGAGGAAGCGUCUGGAGGAGACAAGACCACUGGGUCUUUUACGGUGCAGUUCAACCGAACUUCUUGUUGUGUACGAGACAAUGGGUUGUUAUGUUACUCGCCAUGGAAUUCCCACGAGAAGCAGUGGCUUUAUCCGCUGGGAAUCAAAAGCGACUGCAUUUACAUCGCGCGGGGGCCAUGUCCUCUUAUUUUCUCCCGGUUUCAUCGAAAUCCGCAAUGUUUUGACUGGACUGCUUGAGCAGGUGAUUGAGGGUCAGGACAUUCGGCUAUUGCACUCGUCGGACGAUGCGAUUCUAGUCGCCAUGAGGGGGAAACACGACGAUGAGGGUGGGGCGAGUGAGCAGAUCGUUGAUCUAAGAGAGACCACUGAAAUUAGUGUACCACAAGCAGCGAUGCCUGUACCUUCUAUGUGGGAUGAGUGGGACAUGUAA
Messenger RNA from Mycena indigotica, 2850 nucleotides. RefSeq lists its product as uncharacterized. The coding region runs from base 1 to 2850 and encodes 949 amino acids. Gene Ontology annotation, molecular function: guanyl-nucleotide exchange factor activity. The record is from RefSeq and is a predicted model, not a curated record. Gene Ontology annotation, biological process: intracellular signal transduction. Lineage: Eukaryota; Fungi; Basidiomycota; Agaricomycetes; Agaricales; Mycenaceae. The transcript has 15 exons.